GUCUCCCGCGCCCCGCGGCAGGACCGGCCCGCGCGCUCCCCGGGGUGCGCCCCCUCAGUCCCGCGCCCUCCGGGCUCGCAGGGACACCCUCCUCCUCCCCGCGCGCCGCGGCCCCGCCCGGCUCGGCCCCCGCCCCGCGCCGGAGCGCGCCGAGGAUGUGAGUCCUGCCCGCCGCCGCCGCCGGAGCAGCAGCCACUCGCGCGCGGAGCCCGAGCGCAGCGCAGCUCAGCUGCGGGCGCUCGCUGGGUCGCUCGCGCGGGCUGCGCGCUCCUGCCCCAGGCGGUGUCCCCCUGCCUCUCGCCGGCCCCCGGCCCCGCGGCAGCCCCGAGGGCCGUCCCCGGCCGGCCAUCCCCGGCCCCAGCGCCGCUGACCCUGUCCUCCGCGGGCGGGGACGCGGGCGGAGGAGGUGCCGCCUCGGAGCCCCCGGACGCGACCAUGUCGGAGGUGCUGCCCUACGGCGACGAGAAGCUGAGCCCCUACGGCGACGGCGGCGACGUGGGCCAGAUCUUCUCGUGCCGUCUGCAGGACACCAACAACUUCUUCGGCGCCGGGCAGAACAAGCGGCCGCCCAAGCUGGGCCAGAUCGGCCGGAGCAAGCGCGUUGUUAUUGAAGAUGAUAGGAUUGAUGACGUGCUGAAAAAUAUGACCGACAAGGCACCUCCUGGCGUGUAACCGCCCCAAAGACAAUGAGUUGAGGGAGGGAGAGGAUAAGAAGAGUGGCGGGCCGUAACAGUUACCGACGAAAGCACGAGGAGGAGAAAGCACUUUGAAAUUUACUGCUAGCUUGCUACCUACGAUGAAACCAACAACCUGUGUCUCAUGUCAGGCCGGGAGAGAGAUGAGGUGGGAGGAGGAGGAAGGGGAGGAGAAGGCUCUGGGCUCCUCUACAAAAAAACAAAAGUUUAAAAAAAAUUAAAAAAAAAUCACAUAUACACACAUAUAAAGAAAAGAGUCUCAGUUGCAGCUGUUUGUCAAAAUUAAUACCUGUUUCCUUUUAUAUAUGGUAAAUCUUGUGCAGUUCUAGAUCUGGGUUUUGAAGCACCUCCUGAAGGCAGCACCGAGUACUUGAAGGUGCUCGCGUGCUCGCUGAUUUGGCUGUCCCUGACGUUUACAUUAUUUAACCUUGCAAAAAUGAUCCCGUGCACUUGGAUGUGACAUGCUGUCGAGUUUUAUUUUUUAAUGUUGUUUAUUCUUGGAUGUACAAAAGAAAAUUGGGGAAAAAAAUGAUCUCUGUAGAUACUGCUGUACUUCGGUCAUCCUUUGAAGUUAUCAGAAAUGUGGUUAGAAGCAGAAGGCGACUUUUCCAAGGAAGGAUGCUUAGGAAGAAUCCUUGUCUUCUUUCAAAGAGAUGAACUGUAGAGCUUGAGUUUCUUUGUUGCAGGGAGGCUCUUAGACCGGGUUAAUACCAACAGCGGGUUUUAUGUGUCAGGAAGAAAGAAAAAAACAUAACAGGAAAAACAAGGAAAAAUGCUUGAGCUUUUUCUAACCUCCCCUUGGGGGGUCUUUUGUGUGAGCCCCCUCUUUCCUCCAAUAUUGUGUCACUUUAUUCUCUUUAAUGGACUGUAAAAAUACAAAUGUAAUCACAAGAGUGCCAAAUAUCUUGAAACGCCAAAAGGCAUUUGGGUUUCUUUUUUUCCCUGUGCUCUGAGUCCUUGUACAGGAAUGCUUGGAGUGUCUUUUCUGUUAUUUAUAGGGGUUCUCUUAGGCUCGCCAGCUGCCUGUUUUGCAUGGUAUUUGCAAAAACUGCCUCUUGCGUGAGGAAUCUUUUACCAUUUUUUUUUUUUUUUGGUUUGUUUGCAACUUUGGACCUCAAGAGGUCCCCACCCCCCAGUUCCUUUUCUUAACUCUGUAUUCUGUAUGUUGCACCUUGAACCAGCACACAGGGCUAUUUCUCCAAUGUACAAUAAAGAACUCUUCCUGUGUC
Messenger RNA from Psammomys obesus (fat sand rat), 1924 nucleotides. RefSeq names its product calcium/calmodulin dependent protein kinase II inhibitor 1 (gene Camk2n1). Bases 436 to 672 code for a protein of 78 amino acids. The transcript has 2 exons. Gene Ontology annotation, biological process: negative regulation of protein kinase activity. Lineage: Eukaryota; Metazoa; Chordata; Mammalia; Rodentia; Muridae. Gene Ontology annotation, molecular function: protein kinase binding; calcium-dependent protein kinase inhibitor activity. The record is from RefSeq and is a predicted model, not a curated record.